Molecule: messenger RNA, 1269 nt
Organism: Anthostomella pinea
Lineage: Eukaryota; Fungi; Ascomycota; Sordariomycetes; Xylariales; Xylariaceae
Source: the annotation of a GenBank genome assembly
AUGUCAAAGCCAACACUCGCCAUCAUCGGUUCCGGCUGGGCCGGCUUCACCCUCUCGCAGCGCGUCUCCCUGGAGAAAUACAACAUCACGGUCAUCUCCCCCGUCCGGACCAUACAAUACACACCCCUGCUUGCCAGCGCCGCCUGCGGGCUCUACAACUUCCGGCUGGCCGAGGAGCCUGUUCGGCGCAAGAAGCGGGCUCCUGGAUUGCAGUAUUACAAGGCCGUCGCCACGAGCAUCGACUUCGACAAACGGAUUGUGUACUGCAAGGAUGCGACGCAGAUUGGCGACGAGAAGCCGCAGGAUUUCGAGGUGGCGUACGACAAGGUCGCGAUCGCGCCCGGAUGCGACAUCCAGGACUUCGGCACGCCCGGCGCCAAGGACCACGCGCUGUUCCUGCGGACGACGAACGAUGCGCGUCUGAUCCAGCAAAGGCUGCUGGAGAUGCUCGAUAAGGCAUCAUUGCCAAACGUCAGCGAGGCCGAGCAGCGCGCUAUCCUGAGUAUCCGCAUCGUGGGCGGCGGCGCCAUCGGCAUCGAGGCCGCGGCUGAGCUGUACGAUCUGUGGCACGAAGAGAUGCGCUUCUUGUGCCCGCAACUGGACGGGAAACUCACCGUUACUAUCCAUGACAUUGCACCGGCCAUCUUGACUACAUUUGACAGCCGGCUUGCCGAGUACGCUACGCAGAGCCUCAAGGGCAGACACAUCGAGCUCAAGACGAGCUCGCAUAUCGAGAAGGUCGAGGCUGACGGGAUAGUGACUAAGGAGGAUGGGAAGUUGCCUGCUGGGCUGCUGAUUUGGGCGACCGGAAACAAGGCUAGCUCGUUGGUCGAGCAGCUUGAUGUCAAGAAACCGGAGAAAGGACUCCCUCGGAUCCUGACGGAUCGUUGUCUGAGGGUCCUGAGGCCCGAUGGAAGCCCCAUGGAGGAUGUGUAUGGGCUCGGUGACGCCGCGGAUAUAGAAGGAGAGUCUUUACCCACUCUUGCUGAAGUGGCUCUGCAGAAGGGCGAGUACCUCUCCAAUGCACUGAAUGCCCAUGAUGGAACCACGGCAGCCAAGCCAUUUGAGCACAAGCAGAGGGCUCUGCUGGCUUAUCUUGGGAGGCACGAUGGUAUCAUUGCCGGCCGGGAAGACUGGACCGGGAUUAGUGCUUGGUUGGCCUGGAGGUCUGGGAGUCUGGCGUGGACACGGAGCUGGAGGAGGAGAAUCUCGAUCUUCAUCAGUUGGGUGUUUGUGUGGAUUGGUGGGAGGGAUAUCGCCAGGCCGUAA